Messenger RNA from Magnusiomyces paraingens, 1854 nucleotides. RefSeq lists its product as uncharacterized. Gene Ontology annotation, molecular function: magnesium ion transmembrane transporter activity. Gene Ontology annotation, cellular component: plasma membrane. The coding region runs from base 1 to 1854 and encodes 617 amino acids. Gene Ontology annotation, biological process: magnesium ion transmembrane transport; intracellular magnesium ion homeostasis. The transcript has a single exon. The record is from RefSeq and is a predicted model, not a curated record. NCBI's taxonomy places the organism in Eukaryota, Fungi, Ascomycota, Dipodascomycetes, Dipodascales, Dipodascaceae.
AUGCCUCUUCCUAUUCAACCACAACCUAGCGACCUUGACCAAUCUUAUUCAGAACAAAUCCCAGAACACAAGUCAAAAAAACCGGACCUUAAAAUUAAAGUUAACAAUUCAAAUAUAGCAACUUGUUCUUCUUCUCAUGAUGAAUCGUGUUCACCAACUCAUAUAUGUAACGAAAAAUAUCCCAUACUGUCUCCUUUAACAGGAAUAUUUCCCGAUCAGAUCCCAAGUCCAUCCUUUCCACCACCUAAUUACAAGCAUCAAAAUAAUGAAGGAGCAACUCAAAUUUUAAUAGAUCAACAAGUUCCAAAAGAUUCAUCAAUUCCUCUUUCAAGUUUUUCAUUUUCUAAAGGUGACAUUGAAACGACCUGUCGCUCUUUACCAGAAAGUCCCAAUUCACAAUGUCACAUUAAUUUUUCAAUCCUCGAAUCAUUUGCUCGCACAAAUAAAGAUGCAGAUUUUGUUUCUAGAAAUUAUUAUCGCCCAGUGGAAACAACAACUAGUUUUUCACGUCAUCGACCUUUAGUUCCUCAAUCAAUUCUCCAAGUUGAUCAUAAUUCUAUUCAAGAGUCUAUAUCCAAAGAUGAAAAAGACUUUUUAAAGAAAUCUGCUGUUCCUAACUCAAAAGAUGAUUCUAUUGCACCUAAAAUGGAAAAGCAAAUAUCAACUGUUAAUGAGCGUCGCAUGUCAUUUACAAUGGAUAGAUUCAUUAUUUUUACCGCGAAUAAUGAAAACAAGAUACAGGCUCCAACACUCUGCUCUCUUUUGGAAAAUGGAGAGUACUUACCAAACCUAUUUUCUAAGAAAAAUGGAGUUUGGUGGUUGGAUUGCCUUGAUCCGACUGACGAUGAGAUGCAUGUUAUAGGUAACUCUUUUGGAAUUCAUCCUCUUACUGUCGAAGACAUCAGCCAAAAGGAGUCUCACGAAAAAGUAGAGUUAUUUAAAAACUAUUACUUUCUUUGUUUUAAUACGUUUAAUAAUGACAAAGAUUCUGAGGAAUUUCUGGAUCCCAUAACUAUUUAUAUUGUUGUUUUUAAAGAAGGGAUAAUCACUUUUCAUUUUACACCGUUUGGUCACACCUCAAAUGUCAGACGCCGUGUUCGACAACUUCGUGACUUUGUUAAGGUUUCUUCAGACUGGUUAUGUUACGCCAUUCUUGACGACAUUACUGAUAGCUUUGCACCUAUCAUCCAAGAUCUUGAAAUUGAAAUAGAUGUGAUUGAAGAUUCAGUUUACUUGUCUCGCAAGCCAGACUUUGGUCCAAUGAUUCGCCGCAUUGGUGAGUCCCGAAACAAGGUUAAUCUCAUGCUUCGUCUUCUUUCAAGAAAAGCAGACGUAAUUAAAAUGUUUGUCAAGAGGUGCCAAGAAGAAUAUAAAAGGACAUCCCACGAAGAAAUUUCAAUUUAUCUUAGUGAUGUUCAAGAUCAUGUCAUUACUAUGCGCAACAGUCUAUCAAUUUAUGAAAAAAUGCUUUCUCGCUCUCACGCUAAUUACCUUGCUCAAUUACAAGUCGAGUCUGUUAAUUCCAAUAACAGAGUGACUAAAGUUCUUGGACGUGUUACUUUGAUUGGUACCGUUUUAGUUCCUCUUAAUUUGGUCACUGGUCUAUUUGGCAUGAACGUCAGAGUCCCUGGUCAAGAAGGAGAAGAUUUAAAAUGGUUUUUUGGAGUGAUUGGUUUUAUUGUCACCCUUGUCAUCAUUUUUUCUCUUAUUGCCAAUCAUUGGAUAACUGAGGCAGAAGCCCCCGAACCCCAGCUGGAAACUAAACCCAAAAAGAAGAAAUUCCAUGCGGCUGCUAAAAAGCUCAAUCCCUUUUCAAUUAGCUACGAUAAGUCAACUGAUAAACGGAAUUAUUAG